Penicillium angulare is the source of this 3060-nucleotide messenger RNA. RefSeq lists its product as uncharacterized. NCBI's taxonomy places the organism in Eukaryota, Fungi, Ascomycota, Eurotiomycetes, Eurotiales, Aspergillaceae. The record is from RefSeq and is a predicted model, not a curated record. The transcript has a single exon. Bases 1 to 3060 code for a protein of 1019 amino acids.
AUGUCUGGCCUUGAAGCUUUCAGUCUUGCCUGCAAUAUCAUGACAGUAAUCACCUUUGCCUUGGAUACUGCGAAGGUAUGUCGCACCAUCCGCGAAACCGGCAGUUCCGAUAAAUAUCUCCAAGAAAACACUGACGACAUCGAACGUACUUUGAACGAUGUGCAUCGCCUGCUGCAACAACAACCGACCGCCCCAACAAAAGCUGAGAUUAAUCUACGAAAUCUCGCUACGAAGUGCAUGAAAUACAAUGAAGACAUUCAGAAGGAGCUGAAAUACAUUUCUCCCAAAGAUUCUACACGCCGCGCGGCCAUUAAUUCUACUUUCAAAACUAUCAAGCGAAGGUCUCACAUUGAGGAGCUCAAAAGUCAUCUGGAAGCCGCACAGAAAACUAUGGAUUCGGCUCUCAGCGUCCAGAUAUUAGACGAGUGUAUGAAGUCUAAAGCCUUGAACCUUGUUACAUACAGCACCCUUGAUCAGCAGCAUAAAGACUUCCUCGCCAACUACAAGCAGGUUCAGGGCAUCUUUGCCGAGUUCGACGCAACUAAAGAGAGUCAAGCCUACGAGACAUUACUCAAAAGUCUGAGAUAUAAAAAUAUGAAUGAUCGAAAGAAUAGCAUUCCACAGAGACACAAAGAAACUUUUGAAUGGAUAUUUGAAAACCUUGGUGACAACUCUGAAGAUGCAACCACGCCUGAUAUCACGACAACCGAGGUGGUGAUCAUACCAUAUGAACACGAAAAAGACACCAAAAACUCAGACAGUCACCCUGAUCUAGUUGAAUGGCUCCGGACAGAUGCCAAUUUUCUGUACUGGGUUAGUGGAAAACCUGGAUCUGGCAAAAGUACAUUCAUGAAGUUCAUAGAACAGGAUCAGCGGACAAAGAAAGCCUUGGAAAGCUGGUAUCCACAGUGCAACAUCAUCUCUCACUUUCUCUGGAAGCCUGGGACAGAUGAACAGCAGAGCUUAAGGGGACUGCUUUGCUCUUUACUACAUCAGGUUUUGGCCAAUGAGAGGCCUAUUGCUAUUCAGCUUUUGGCCAAAACGCCAACCCUCAGCCACAAGCGGUUUGUGACUGACUGGGAUAUACAUGAUUUAACGGAGCUCCUCUUUCGAGUCUUAGACAGCUCGUCUUGCGCAAAUCUUGUUCUUUUGGACGGGCUAGAUGAACUUUCUGAGCCCCAUGGAGGGGUUAACAAGCUAUUUCACCUGUUGAACCGAUUUGUGGCAGCGGAUAGAGUAAAGCUUUGUGUUUCUAGUCGCCCUGAGCCUCGUUUCGGGAUCAAGUUUGCUUCAAAUCCUUCAAUACGCAUGCAGGAUUUAACGCGUUCGGAUAUCCGCAAAUACACCGCCGACUUUCUCAAAGACCUACAGCUUAGUCCUGAGGAUGAGCUAUAUGAGAAGAUUCAACAACAAAUUGGGGAUAAAGCGGAGGGCGUUUUCAUCUGGGUUUAUCUCGUCCUAAGGAAUGUCAAAAGCGGGAUCGAAGAUUACGCUGAAAGUUGGGACGACAUAUACCACCGUAUCGUCAAGCUUCCCCCGGAUCUGAUGGCUCUUUACAAAGAUAUGUGGUCUAGAUUGUCUGGCAAUAACGAGAAAUACAUCAAGAAAGCAGCGCGAUACUUCCAGUAUGUUCGCAGUGGACCCUUUGAGUCCAGCAUUGCCUUUCUUUCUCUAAUAGCAAAUGAUGAAAAAUUGGAAGCUCUUGCAGCACCUGACGAGUCUCCUUGUGCCGAUGAUUUGAUUGAAAUUUGUGAAGCGACCUUCAAAACAUUGUUGCCAGUUGCCGCCGGACUCUUAGAGGCCGGAAACGUAAACUUGGGCAAAUCACCUGAUUUUCGGUCUGAAAGUGAGCGCAAAGUUUAUAAGUGGGAGUCCUUGGACGUGCAAUUCAUACACAGAACUGCUAGCGACUUUGUAGAGAGUGCAGAAGGGAAGGAGCUUUUUGCAAGGUACACACUAAACCCGGAGGGCUGGUCCUUAUUAGGCAUCAAAGCUGAGAUAACCCUUCGUUCUGCGACGCGCUAUCAGAACUGGCCUCUGUUUCACACGUGGUUUGCCAUAAACGUAACAUACGAUAGAUUAUUAUGUGAGCAUUCCCAUAUUUUGCCCCUGGUCCACCAAUACGCCUUGAACGAAUCUCGAGGGCUCGUCCGACCACCAUACUCGAUAAGUUACCAGAACUUCUUCCUCUUUGAAGCCUCGUACUUUGGAUUCCACAAAGAUGUUGUUCACAUUCUAGAAUCGUCGGAGAGCCGCGAUUCGCUUGCUUCAGUUUAUGUUGUGAUCGGGGCAUGCUGCGAGCUCCGGAAAACUUCAUUCAAUCGGUACGGAAUGAUCCGAGAUCAGUUGAAAAUAUACUUGAGGUUUGGCAAUGAAGCUCUGGGCCCGCCUGUUGUUCGGGCUGCAUUUGAUGUGUUGAUGAUCGCUUGGCGUUGCUUUCUGCUACACGAAAUAUCACGGCAGAAGAUAGGACGAAAAGCGAACGGCGAUGAAAAGCCGAUAAUUAAAGAAAUUUUGGAAAUCUUUAUCAAGGCUGGUGUGAUGGCCGAGUCACCAGGGGCCAAAUACUUGAUUGCGGCACAAACUGGCAGGUUGAAGAUUGUGAAAGAUCCCGCUGAUCAACAGUCAAAACUCGGCUACAAAUGCAGAUCACCUCAACGACCCAGGUAUGGAUCGGCGAUAUACACAGAGGUCAACGAUGCAUUCCUCCUACAACUACUGUCGAGCAUGAUUCCUGGAACAUCGGAACUCAUACACACUCAUGUAAGGGGUGCCUUCAUGCAACCAAUUUUGGCCAACAACGGCAUGAGGGGAGCGAACAAUGGCUUCAAUUUCUUCAAGUUAACAACCGAUGCGGAGGGACAAGAAUCCUCAAAAGACUGGAUUUUUGGUGGGGAGCUUCGUUUUGAUGAUGAUCUCUUUGCCGACAAACAACCUGACUAUCUUCAAGUGACAGAUAUAGGGGGGUUUUCAGAUACAGUCGACGCCCUAGAGAAAAUUAACUAUGAAUUCCCGGCAGUGAAUAGAGGAUAUGACUGUCUGCAUACUUGGAUUAAUUGA